AUGCAAUCGGCGCAGCACUCGCAGCCUUCCUCGCAGACGAAGCAGCAGCAAAGGGUGGCCAAGCUGGAUCAGAUUGCAUUAGCAGACCGGCCGAAUUUUUUUGGAAACCCAGAUGACUUCAACUCACUUGGCCCGGGGGAGGGUAGCCGCCUUGCUGAGGAGGGUAGUAGCCCUGCUGGGGAGGAUAGCCCUGCUCGUAACCGCCCUGGGGAGGGUAACCGCCGUAGCUGUGUCCAAAUCAGAAGUCAGCAAGAUGCGCAUCGCGAUUCGCGGCAUGCGGUCGGCCAAAUCCAGAAGUUCCCCAUGAUUUCGAAAUGCUCCCAGUUGUUCGAUGGGUUCGAUGGUCCGAGGAAUUUCCUGGUGAUCGCGCGCGAGACCGAGAAUGAAACCGUGCGGAUCGUGCAGACUUACGCCUGA
This is a messenger RNA of Penicillium maclennaniae, 417 nucleotides long. RefSeq lists its product as uncharacterized. The record is from RefSeq and is a predicted model, not a curated record. Lineage: Eukaryota; Fungi; Ascomycota; Eurotiomycetes; Eurotiales; Aspergillaceae. Bases 1 to 417 code for a protein of 138 amino acids. The transcript has 2 exons.